Naumovozyma dairenensis CBS 421 is the source of this 4452-nucleotide messenger RNA. RefSeq names its product chromatin-remodeling ATPase CHD1 (gene CHD1). Lineage: Eukaryota; Fungi; Ascomycota; Saccharomycetes; Saccharomycetales; Saccharomycetaceae. Gene Ontology annotation, biological process: nucleosome organization; regulation of transcription by RNA polymerase II. Gene Ontology annotation, molecular function: ATP binding; ATP-dependent chromatin remodeler activity; chromatin binding. Gene Ontology annotation, cellular component: nucleus; chromatin. The record is from RefSeq and is a predicted model, not a curated record. The transcript has a single exon. Bases 1 to 4452 code for a protein of 1483 amino acids.
AUGGGUUCCAUUAAGGACUUACCUGAUGAAAUUCUAGAAAAUCCAGAAUUAUAUGGAUUAAGAAGGUCCCAUAGGGCGUCCGCACAUUAUAAUGCUAAUGCAUAUUAUGAAGAUGAUGAAGAUGAUGAUGACGACGACGUUGUCGUUAAGAAACCUUCAAAGAGAAGUAAGAAGAAACAGAGUUCUGAUGAAGAUGAUUUUGAAAUUGACGAUAAUGCCGACCUAGCUGAUGAGGACGACGAUGAUGAUGACGAUCAAGACGACGACGAUGAUGAUGAUGAUCAAGACGAUGAUGAUUAUGGGUCUACAAAAAGGAAGAAAAGAAUAACUAUUAAAAAAAAAAGACAGACAUCGAAAAGAAAAAAAAGAAGCUUUCCUGAUGAGGAAAAUAAUACACCAGAUUAUGCAAUUCCUACAAGGUUUUCUAACCGUCAUAACAAGCCCAUCAAUUACAACGUAGAUUAUUCUGACGAGGAUUUAUUAGAAUCAGAACCAGAACCAGAACCCGAAGAUGAUUUUGAAGAUGGAAUGGAUGCUGAUGAAAGUAAUUAUCAAGAAUAUUCCGCCACACCUCAGGUGGAAGAUACACAUACCAUUGACAUGGUAAUUUCUCAUAGGCUGAAGGAUGAUAGCGAUGAAUCAAUAAAGAAAAUUGUACCUGAUUUAAAUCAAUGUAAACAAAAUUAUCAAUUCCUAAUCAAAUGGACCGAUCAGUCACAUUUGCAUAAUACUUGGGAAACCUAUGAAUCAUUAAGUUAUCUUCGUGGCUUGAAAAAAUUGGACAAUUACUGUAAACAAUUUAUAAUCCAAGAUCAACAAGUUCGUCUGGAUCCAUAUAUAACUGCUGAAGAUAUAGAAGUCAUGGAUAUGGAAGCUGAACGUAGAGCCGAUGAAUUCGAAGAAUUCACAAUUCCAGAAAGAAUCAUUGAUAGUCAACGUAUAAGUCUAGACGAUGGAACUUCUCAAUUACAAUAUCUUGUCAAAUGGAAACGUUUAAAUUAUGAUGAAGCUACAUGGGAAUCUGCAACUGACAUAGUCAAAUUGUCUCCUGAGCAAGUAAAACAUUUUCAAAAUAGAACCAACUCUAAAAUCCUACCCCAACACUCAAUUACUUACAGCAGUAAUUCCUCUAGGCCAAAAUUCGAAAAACUAACUGCUCAACCAAGUUAUAUUAAAGGUGGCGAAUUAAGAGAUUUCCAAUUGACAGGUAUUAAUUGGAUGGCUUUCCUAUGGUCUAAAAAUGAUAACGGUAUUUUAGCAGAUGAAAUGGGAUUAGGUAAGACUGUGCAAACUGUAGCUUUUAUUAGUUGGCUAAUAUACGCUCGUAAACAAAAUGGCCCUCAUUUAGUAGUCGUACCAUUAUCUACAAUGCCUGCAUGGCAAGAAACCUUCGAGAAAUGGGCACCUGAAUUGAAUUGUAUUUGUUAUAUGGGUAAUCAAAGAUCAAGAGACACUAUCAGAGAGUUCGAAUUUUAUACCAAUCCUCAAGCGAAAGGGAAGAAGAAUGUUAAAUUUAAUGUAUUAAUGACUACAUAUGAAUAUAUUCUUAAAGACUGCUCGGAGUUGGGAAGUAUUAAAUGGCAAUUUCUAGCUGUUGAUGAAGCACAUAGAUUAAAGAAUGCUGAAUCAUCAUUGUAUGAAUCACUAAACAGUUUUAAAGUCAAUAACCGUCUUCUAAUUACUGGUACACCAUUACAAAAUAAUAUUAAAGAGUUGGCCGCACUAGUGAAUUUCCUAAUGCCAGGUAGAUUUACAAUUGACCAAGAAAUCGAUUUUGAAAACCAAGAUGAACAACAAGAAGAAUAUAUUCGGCAUUUACAUUCAAGAUUACAAGCGUUUAUUUUACGUCGUUUGAAAAAAGAUGUAGAAAAAUCGCUACCAUCUAAGACGGAACGUAUCCUUCGUGUUGAGCUUUCUGAUGUCCAAACUGGUUAUUAUAAGAAUAUUUUGACAAAGAAUUAUGCUGCCUUAACUGCUGGUGCGAAAGGUGGUCAUUUUUCACUCUUGAACAUUAUGAGUGAAUUGAAGAAGGCUUCUAAUCAUCCAUAUCUUUUUGAUAAUGCAGAAGAACGCGUGCUAGAAAAAUUUGGUGACGGGAAAAAAACAAGAGAAAACAUUUUAAGAGGUUUGAUUAUGUCUUCAGGUAAAAUGGUAUUACUAGAUCAACUAUUGACUAGGUUGAAAAAAGAUGGUCACCGUGUUCUAAUUUUCUCCCAGAUGGUCCGUAUGUUAGAUAUACUUGGUGAUUACUUAUCAAUUAAAGGAAUCACAUUCCAGCGACUAGAUGGGACAGUACCAUCUGCACAAAGAAGAAUUUCAAUUGAUCAUUUUAAUGCACCAGAUUCUAAAGACGAUGUGUUCCUACUAUCUACUAGAGCAGGUGGUUUAGGUAUUAAUUUAAUGACAGCUGAUACUGUCAUUAUUUUUGAUUCUGAUUGGAAUCCACAAGCUGAUUUACAAGCUAUGGCGAGAGCUCAUCGUAUCGGUCAAAAAAAUCACGUCAUGGUUUAUAGAUUAGUAUCUAAAGACACAGUGGAAGAGGAGGUCUUAGAAAGAGCACGGAAAAAGAUGAUCCUAGAAUAUGCUAUUAUAUCCCUAGGUGUUACUGAUGGUAAUAAAUAUACGAAGAAAAAUGAGCCUAAUCCAGCAGAAUUGUCUGAAAUUCUGAAGUUUGGUGCCGGAAACAUGUUUGCUGCCAACGAUAAUCAAAAGAAAUUAGAAGAUUUAAAUUUAGAUGAUGUUUUAAAUCACGCAGAAGAUCAUGUUACAACUCCUGAUUUAGGUGAAUCGCAUUUAGGUGGUGAGGAAUUUUUAAAACAAUUUGAAGUUACAGAUUAUAAAGCUGAUGUAGACUGGGAUGAUAUUAUACCUGAAGAUGAAUUGAAGAAAUUGAAAGACGAAGAGCAAAAAAGGAAGGACGAAGAGUACAUAAAGGAACAAUUAGAAAUGAUGAAUAGAAGGGAUACUGCUCUUCAAAAGAUUAAGAAUACGAUUAGCGGUAAUAAUGAAGUAACUUAUGAUUCUGAUGAUGAGACAAGUACUGUUUCCAAAGCCACUAAGCGUAGAUCUAGGAAUGAUUUGAAUUCAAUUGGAGAAAGUGAACUUCGAAUGUUAUAUAAGAAUGUUUUAAGACAUGGUGAUUUAACAAAUCUUUUUGAAGAGUUGAUUGCAGAUGGAAGUUUGCCUGUUAAGUCGAUCGAAAAGUAUGGCGAAGUAUACUCUAAAAUGAUGCAGACGGCAAAGGAAGUUUUUCUUGCUGAAGAUGAAAAACGGAAGCAAAUAAUGAACGAACUUGAAAAUGAAGCAAAACUUUACAGGGCAGACUUGAAAAGUGGUAAAAUUAAAAUUGAAGAUCAAUCUAAGGACAACCCAAAUGCCAGAUUAGCAACCAAGAGGAAAGAAAAGAAAACGAUUGUGUUUUCAUUUGGAGGGGUUAAUUCUUUAAAUGCAGAAGUAUUCAUUAGGAGGGCAGAAGAUUUAAAAUUUUUGAGAGAUGAGAUUAUUAAACAUUUCAAGUCUGAUCCUUUAAAGUUUACCUUGACACCGAGGAUACCGAAGGUUGUGCAGAAUUGGAGUUGUAACUGGAAUAAAGAAGACGAUGAAAAAUUACUUGUUGGUGUUUUCAAGUAUGGGUAUGGGGCAUGGUCCCAAAUUCGAGACGAUCCAUUCCUUGGACUUACAGAUAAAAUAUUUUUAAAUGAAUCACAAUCCAAUAGAAAGCCAACGAACGAGGAACCAAAUGGCGAGAUAGUAAAGAAAGGUAAAGGUAUUACAGGUUCGUCUAAAAAAGUACCAGGUGCCAUUCAUCUAAACAGAAGGACGGACUAUUUGAUAGCAAUGAUGCAAGAGCCAACUCCUGAAAAUUCUCCGUCAGGAGCCAUAACACCAAUAGAGAAGAGCACACCAGCAACUAAGAGGAAAAGACAACCAAAACAGACGAAAACAACCAAAACAAAACCAAGUAACUCUAAUACCCCCGCAGCAAAGCGUGCCAAACCUAAUCCAAAGAAUGUGGACAAAGUUAAGAGGAUACCGAAAGAUAUUUCAAGUAGUCCCACACUUUCUAAUAAGUCCAUUUCAACUUCUGAAUCAAGGACAUCAAGCUUAAAGAAUAGUACAGUGAAUCAAACACAUGAAAAAGAAUAUGAAAGCAUGGAUGAAGAUGAAUGCAGGCAUGCCAUGGCUUCCGUGCGGGUAUCACUAAAGAGAUUGAGACGUGGGGGUAAAGGAUUAGACCGUAAAGAAUGGGCACGUAUCCUGAAAACAGAAUUAAAGAAUAUAGGUGAUCAUAUUGAGUCUCAAAAGGGAAUGUCGAAAAAAACAGAAUCAUCGAAGUUCCGCAAACACCUUUGGUCGUACAGCACUAACUUCUGGCCUGUUGAAGUGAAAAGUACGAAAUUAAUGGCAAUGUAUGACAAAAUUAAUGCUACAACCAAGUCUAAUUCAUCAUAA